Messenger RNA from Capsella rubella, 1335 nucleotides. RefSeq names its product ubiquitin-conjugating enzyme E2 32. The record is from RefSeq and is a predicted model, not a curated record. The transcript has 5 exons. Lineage: Eukaryota; Viridiplantae; Streptophyta; Magnoliopsida; Brassicales; Brassicaceae. The coding region runs from base 113 to 1042 and encodes 309 amino acids.
UGUUUUGUAUAUCUCAGCGUAAUCACCUCCCCGAAGUUGUGUGUGAAAUUUUAUUAUUUUCCUGUUAGACGGAGAAUUUGCUUUUCCGGCAAGAUCUGUUGGGAAUAAGAAGAUGGCGGAUGAGAAGUAUAACCGGAAAAAUCCGGCGGUGAAGAGGAUUCUGCAGGAGGUUAAGGAGAUGCAAGCAAAUCCUUCUGAUGAUUUUAUGUCUCUUCCUCUUGAGGAGAAUAUAUUCGAAUGGCAAUUUGCCAUCCGUGGUCCUGGUGAUACUGAAUUUGAAGGGGGCAUUUAUCAUGGAAGAAUUCAGCUGCCUGCAGAUUACCCUUUCAAACCUCCUUCAUUCAUGUUAUUGACUCCUAAUGGUCGGUUUGAAACCAAUACCAAGAUUUGCUUGAGCAUUUCAAAUUACCACCCCGAGCAUUGGCAACCUUCUUGGAGUGUUCGGACUGCUUUGGUGGCUCUCAUUGCUUUCAUGCCCACAAGUCCCAAUGGAGCACUGGGCUCGGUAGAUUAUCCAAAGGAGGAGAGGCGUACACUAGCCAUCAAAUCACGUGAGGCACCACCCAAGUAUGGCUCUCCUGAACGGCAAAAAAUUAUUGAUGAGAUUCAUCACUACAUCCUUGACAAAGCAACCGCGGUUCACAAAGCUGUUCCUCUGGAAUGUAACCAAACACAGUCGACUGAAUCAGUAGCUCAGUCCCAAACUGAGCCACAGGAAGCCAUAACAGUAGUGGAGGAGCGGUCCAUCUCUACAACAGACGCUAUAGUUGAUGAUCAAAUCAUAGAAGAGACAACUGAAGCAGUCAAUGCAGCUGCAGCAGCUAAUGUGGUCCCUGCAGCAUCAACAGCGGUUGAAGUUGAAGAUAAAGUUUCUGUAAGUGGUGAGCAAACAACGAUGGCCAGAAGAGCGGCUCAGAAGCCAGUCGAUGACAGACUUUUCACGUGGGCGGCGGUUGGGCUCACAAUCGCAAUCGUGGUUCUUCUCCUUAAGAAGUUCAUAAGAUCAAGUGGUUAUGGUGCUGGGUUUAUGGAUCAGUCUUGAAGUCUAAUGAAUAUCGUCGAUCCUAAAGGUUAAAAGUCAAAGUUGAUCGAUGGAUGGAAAACAUGAAAAGUCAAUCCUGCUUAUGGGAAAAGGGGGUUGUGGUGUUUAAUGUAUAAAUAUGAUUAAAGUGCAUAACAUUAUUGGGUAAAUAAUUAUGUGUGAAAUUGUCUUGCAGUUUAGUUGAUAGAUUCGAUUAUCACACUUGUGACAACAAAGUUAACAACAAUAUGUGUUUUGGAUUUGGAUACUGACUAUUUUUUUUAUUAAUACAGCAAGCUUUUUAUUAUUGAAAU